Messenger RNA from Fukomys damarensis (Damara mole-rat), 1018 nucleotides. It is a transcript of the gene Psme1, whose product is annotated as proteasome activator subunit 1. NCBI's taxonomy places the organism in Eukaryota, Metazoa, Chordata, Mammalia, Rodentia, Bathyergidae. Gene Ontology annotation, molecular function: endopeptidase activator activity. Gene Ontology annotation, biological process: regulation of proteasomal protein catabolic process; positive regulation of endopeptidase activity; regulation of G1/S transition of mitotic cell cycle. Gene Ontology annotation, cellular component: cytoplasm; proteasome activator complex; nucleoplasm. The record is from RefSeq and is a predicted model, not a curated record. Bases 110 to 859 code for a protein of 249 amino acids. The transcript has 11 exons.
CCCCGCUACCCAGGAAGACCCAGCGGGUAGUUUAGGAGUGCUGCUUUCGCUUUCCCUUCCCCGUGCCCACUCCUGGCUCCUCGUGCGGCGCUGGGCCCCCUGCCCCGCCAUGGCCACCCUCAGGGUCCAGCCUGAAGCCCAAGCCAAGGUGGAUGUGUUUCGUGAAGAUCUGUGCACCAAGGCAGAGAACCUGCUUGGGAGCUAUUUCCCCAAGAAGAUUUCUGAGCUGGAUGCAUUUUUAAAGGAGCCAGCUCUCAAUGAAGCCAACCUGAAUAAUCUGAAGGCCCCAUUGGACAUUCCAAUACCUGAUCCAGCCAAAGAGAAAGAGAAGGAGGAGCGAAAGAAACAACAGGAGAAGGAAAACAAGGAUGAAAAGAAGAAAGGGGAAGAUGAAGACAAAGGUCCUCCCUGUGGCCCAGUGAACUGUAAUGAGAAGAUCGUGGCCCUCCUGCAGCGCCUGAAACCUGAGAUCAAGGAUGUCAUCGAGCAGCUCAAUUUGGUCACUACCUGGUUGCAGCUACAGAUACCUCGGAUUGAGGAUGGAAAUAAUUUUGGGGUGGCUGUCCAGGAGAAGGUGUUUGAACUGAUGACCAGCCUCCACACAAAGCUAGAAGGCUUCCACACUCAGAUCUCUAAGUAUUUCUCUGAGCGUGGCGAUGCAGUAACCAAAGCAGCCAAGCAGCCCCACGUGGGUGAUUAUCGGCAGCUGGUGCAUGAGCUGGAUGAGGCAGAGUAUCGGGACAUCCGGCUGAUGGUCAUGGAGAUCCGAAAUGCUUAUGCUGUGUUAUAUGACAUCAUCCUGAAGAACUUCGAGAAGCUCAAGAAGCCCCGGGGAGAAACAAAGGGAAUGAUCUAUUGAGUGCCUCCUCUGUCACUGUGAUGGGUACAGCAGAAACCGACAUUCUUUUUACUGGGGUCCCAGACUUUGCCUUACCUUCCUUCUAUUGAAGAUUCUCCCUCACUUUGUCUCCUAAGCACAAUAAAUACAGUCAUACGGUUGCCCGCCAGCCCAAGUCUC